AUGUUGGUCCAACUAAAAGCGACGGCAUUGUACGCCAUACUGGACCAGACGUCAAGGAAUACCCUGGUUGGUGUAUUGGUUGGAGAAGAGAGAGAAAGCUCCAUUGUGGUGGCAGAUGCGUUUGAGUUGAAGUGGCUGGCACACAAGAUCGACUAUGACAAUUUGAAUAAACGGCUCAGGUUACUUCUGGUCGUAUCACCACAGGCAUCAUUGGUGGGGCUAUUCCUGACAGACCAAGAAGCUCCUCAAGCAGCAAUUGAUGAUUUCAAAAAAUAUGGCGAUAGACUACCGCCCAUAUAUGUGCUGCUUCGGGGCAAAGAUCUCAAGUGCUACUCGUCGUCGAAUCACACGGCUGUUCCUCUUACGAUAAUUGCUGAAAGUACAGAAGCCAUUGCAACAAACACGAUACACUCACAUGCAAAUUAUACCAAAGAUGAGCCAGAAUUGACACAGGUGUCAGAGGAGGCUGCGGUUUACUCGUUGGAACAACUAGAACGCAGAGUACAAAGGCUACUUGAAACGGAGAACUUGAGCGAUAGUGCAGAGAAGGAUUUAGUCUAUCUAGCAAACAAGCUAUCGUCGGCUCCGCAAAACGAUGAUGGUGACCUAGAGUUGGUCUCCUCGAGAUUGGCCAUACUCACUAAUCUGUUAUCUACCAGCAGAGCCGCCAAUGCUCAUUUUGCUCCAAGAGCAACAAGGUGA
Candidozyma duobushaemuli is the source of this 702-nucleotide messenger RNA. RefSeq lists its product as uncharacterized. The coding region runs from base 1 to 702 and encodes 233 amino acids. Lineage: Eukaryota; Fungi; Ascomycota; Pichiomycetes; Serinales; Metschnikowiaceae. The record is from RefSeq and is a predicted model, not a curated record. The transcript has a single exon.